AUGAGCAGGGCAUCCAAGCAAGAUGGGGGUUCAAUGAUUUCAACUGGCCAAAAGUACUGGGAUUUUUUCGAGUGUAAGACAAAUAAUUAUCGAUCUAUGGAAAGAGCAAUCGAUUCCGCGGGGAAAGGCAGCACGAGCCAGAGUGCUGCACAGAACAACUUCUGGAAAAUGUUUGCUGCCAGUCUGCUGGAGACAGCGCAGACAAUGCUGCUCUCGGAUCGUAGCCGGAACGAGCCAAUCAGAGCUAAACGAGAGACCCUUCCAGCACACAUCUCUCCUGAUAUCCCGAUCGUCCUCUUCAUUCUCUCCCUUCACUCAUCAGGAUAG
This is a messenger RNA of Oikopleura dioica, 327 nucleotides long. NCBI's taxonomy places the organism in Eukaryota, Metazoa, Chordata, Appendicularia, Copelata, Oikopleuridae. The record is from the annotation of a GenBank genome assembly.